Lactuca sativa (garden lettuce) is the source of this 456-nucleotide messenger RNA. RefSeq lists its product as uncharacterized. The record is from RefSeq and is a predicted model, not a curated record. Gene Ontology annotation, molecular function: zinc ion binding; nucleic acid binding. NCBI's taxonomy places the organism in Eukaryota, Viridiplantae, Streptophyta, Magnoliopsida, Asterales, Asteraceae.
AUGACCUGUACAUGUGGGUAUUGGCAACUUGAUUGCAUACCUUGUGGUCAUGUCAAAAGAGUGAUAACAGUCAACAAAUACCAAGAUUGCUCGUUGUAUGUAUUAAAAGUUUACCAUACCGAAACAUUGAGGAAAACAUAUGAGGAAUCAGUGAACCCUUUUCCAAAGCCAUCUGAAUGGGAGAUCCCCGAUGGUUUGAUGACUGUUAGGCCACUUAUAAUGGAUAAACGUCAGCCAGGUAGGCCAACAAACAUAGAACGCAAUCCACCCCAAGACGUGGGUCCAAAAAGAAAAGAGUGUUCUACAUGUGGUCAAGCAGGACACAUGAGAAACAAUUGUGCUCGAAGGGCAUCUGGUAGUGGAGCAAGUCGCAUGAAAAUUCCUACUAAGGAGACGACAAUUAAUAUUGGGCUUCUGCAAGUUAUUCAUAGAGCUAUAACGCUAAUUAUGAAUUAA